This is a messenger RNA of Trematomus bernacchii (emerald rockcod), 1032 nucleotides long. RefSeq lists its product as uncharacterized. The record is from RefSeq and is a predicted model, not a curated record. The transcript has 2 exons. Bases 43 to 921 code for a protein of 292 amino acids. NCBI's taxonomy places the organism in Eukaryota, Metazoa, Chordata, Actinopteri, Perciformes, Nototheniidae.
CACAAAAUACACCAAAAGCAGCGAGUAUAAGAUCCCCCCCGGAUGUGUGUGAGGCACAAACAAAACAAACAAACGAAGAUGGCUGUUAUUCGCGCAAGAAAGGAGCUAUUUUCGUGGUCCGACGACGAGGUGGAACUUCUUUUAAGUGUAACACUUGAGUAUAAGACGACAAAAAUACAGGAUAAUGUAGACUGGGAGUCCUGCAAGCCUAAAUAUACGGAGAUAGCCGACUUAUUUCAGGCGCAAUAUCCGAGGACCCCGACUGAAAAAGAUUUCCCUCACGAGAAGAACACAAUUUCACAGGGCCAGCUUACAGCGAAACUAAAACAGGUACAAGGGGACUUGUUCGACAUGGAAGAGUCGUCGCCCGGACCAAGUUCAUCCCCGAGUUUGGAGCAUUCCACGGAUUUGCCAGAGUCGAGUAGAUCCAACGGAACUCUGCCAACUGCUGCGGUUGUGAGUCAUCGCAGGGAUCUGCUCCAGGCACGGCUGGACGGCCACAGAAGUGACCGCAUGAAGAGGAAGCUUCCAGCUGAACAUGCGGUGCAGGAAGAGCUGCGAUUAAAAAGCCGGAUGUUGGACUUAAUGGAGGAAGCAACCAGCCGCAGCGCAGCCAGCAUGGAUCGUAUGAACAACACCAUGGACAACAUUAAUGUGACUGUACAGAAUGGCCUUUCCCUGAUGAGCCAGUUCAUGCAAGUUCAUACUAACAACAGUGGAUAUGGACACUUCCAGGUGCCCUCAUACCCACCCCGAAGGCCACACACGGCCACACCAAGAUUAAACCCCUCUGUACCACACACACCCCACAGCAACAAUCUCCUCCAUAUUCAUUCAGGCGGUCACUGGAUGAGGAGGAGCAGUAAAGCAGUGAGCUUCUUUUUUUUUUCACAGCACUUUUUGGUCAAAGGAAGUCUGUAAACAUUUUUAUUUUUAACUCCACCAGACUUUGUACAAAUGGAGAAUCACUUUUUUUUUUAGCUAGCAAAGGUAUUUUUUUCCCUUUUACUGUGUACACAUUUAUAAAUAAUG